UGUGAGAUGUCAGGGAGGAAUGGCGCUCGGCGCGGUAUUUUGAACAAUCGCCUCUUUCCUCUGCUCGGUGUGUCUGGAAGCGUUGCCCGACCUGAACGUAUCACCAGAGAGCUGAGACUUUGCAAGCAUGGACGUGGUGUCGCCAGAGCUCAACAGCCUCCUUCCUGAUGAGAUCAUGGACACUGAGUCCAUAGAGGACAUCCCUCACUCCCACCCGGACGGCACUGCGGUCCAGUCCGAGCCCAGCGAUGACACACCGGUCCCGAUGGAAACGGAUACGCCCGUGGCUUCAGAACAUUUGAGCCUUUGUACAAAUGCCACUUUGGCAGAACAAACUAAGGCCCUCGCCACCUCCACAGCCACGGACGCCACACUCAGCAUCAGCUCUGGGAGUCAGCUUCCUAUCUCGAUUUCCAGCACGUCGUCGUCGUCAUUUCUCACCCUCAAACCGGUCAUGGUUACUUCGGUAGCCGCUACCAAAACGACAGAUAGUUUGACCGGGACUACUUUCUCAACGGGUGGGUUACAGAGGCUAACGGCUCCGUUUACCAUCUCCGCCGCAAACCACCAGAUCAUUCUCAACAAGGUGGCCUCAUCUCAAGCCACGGAGGCGGCAAAGUCUGCAGGUGCCCCGCACCAGGUCAUCAAGCAGGAAGGACAAAAACUUUUGGUCACGACAAUAGGAAAGUCGGGGCAACCGAUAGUGUUGCAGUUGCCACACACAGGCAACAAACCCGGCGUUUCACAGACUUUAGGAGACAACAAAUCUCAAGCGCCACAGUUUAAAGUGGUGACUAUCGGUGGGAGGUCGGAGCUGAAGCCAGUGGGCAGCACUGGGAACCAGUUGACCACAUUACAGGCCCAGCAGCUGAAGACCGUACAGAUUGCUACGAAAACACCGGUUUCCUCGUCUGCACCAAUCAAGUUUAUCAUCACAAAAACUGUUAACAGCAAAGGUCUAAAUCCUCAGACGACGGUGUCUCCUGUUAUUGCAGGUCGGGUCCUGACACAGACUUCCCCGGGGCUUCCUCCGAGGACCAUCACUCUGUCCGAGCCCCACAACUCCAACAUACAGACUAUCUCCGGCAAAAAGAUUGCUAUCUCGCCCCUUAAGACCCCCAGCAAGGUGACGGUGGUCUCCGUGGCGUCCCCGACCUCCAACACCUCUCAGAAGUCGAUGACGCUGCCCGUCAAUGUAGCACUUGGCCAGCAGAUCCUCACAGUCCAGCAGUCCACAUCUGGAUCUCCAGUCAAGCUGGCCACCGGCCAAACCACAAACCAGAAUAUUAAACAGGUCCAGUCUGUGGCAAUGGGAGGAGUCAGCGGCUCUCAGUUCAAGACCAUCAUCCCUCUGGCCACCCAGCCCAAUGUGCAGCAGAUUCAGGUCCCGGGCAGCAGGUUCCACUACGUCCGCCUCGUCACGGCAACCACGGCGAGCAGCUCGGGACAUCCCACCGGUCCCAGCACCAGCACCAUACAGACAGCAAAACCCAUGGUGGUCAGUGCCGGAGCGGUCAGGAUGUCUGUCCCCAUCGUCCCAGCACAGACCAUCAAACAGAUGGCGCCGAAGCCCUUAACAUCGGGCACCAUGGUGACCACCACUCAGACCCAGCAACGCCUCAUCAUGCCUGCAACGCCGCUACCGCAGAUCCAGCCCAACUUCACCAACCUCCCUCCAGGCACCGUUCUGGCUCCGGCUCCAGGAGGAGGGAACGUCGGCUACGCAGUCGUUCCAGCUCAAUACGUCACACAGCUCCAGCAGUCGCCAUUCGUGACCCUCGCCAGCAGCUCCGGUUUCACCACGACCACCGGUAUCCAGACUCAGGCCAGAUUACCGCUCAAUGGCUUGUCAACAGCAGAAUCAACCUCAAGACCAAGGAAACCGUGCAACUGCACCAAGUCACAGUGUCUCAAACUUUACUGUGACUGCUUUGCAAACGGAGAGUUCUGUAAUAAUUGUAACUGCAAUAACUGCUUCAAUAACCUGGAACAUGAAACGGAGCGUCUCAAAGCUAUAAAGACGUGUUUGGACCGAAACCCAGAGGCCUUCAAACCCAAAAUUGGUAAAGGCAAAGAGGGAGAGUCGGACCGUCGGCACAGCAAAGGCUGCAACUGCAAACGAUCGGGCUGCCUGAAGAACUACUGCGAGUGUUACGAGGCGAAGAUCAUGUGCUCGUCCAUCUGCAAGUGCAUCGGCUGCAAGAACUUUGAGGAGAGCCCGGAGAGGAAAACACUGAUGCACUUGGCCGACGCUGCAGAAGUGAGGGUUCAGCAGCAGACGGCGGCCAAGACCAAGCUGUCGUCACAGAUCUCAGACCUGCUCAUGAGGACGACGCCUGUUAUAUCAAGUGGAGGCGGGAGGAUGCCGUACACGUUUGUAACAAAGGAGGUGCUGGAAGUGACGUGCGAGUGUUUGCUGGAGCAGGCCAAAAAGGCCGAACAGACUCACCAGCCUCAGGUGGAGGCGGAGAGGAUGAUCCUGGAGGAGUUCGGACACUGCCUCAUGAGGAUAAUCAACUCCGCGGGGAAAGCCAAAGCAGACUGCGCCUCCAUCAACUGCUAGGCCCGGCUUUCCUGGCGAUCUCACACCCUCUUACCUAACCCCACUGCGUGGGGGGGGCAGGAUGCACGGAUUACUCUCUGUCUCGGCCCCCUGGGGUCUCUCUCCUGCAGGGAAACGGGUUGUCCCCCUCAUCAAAAAGGCAGAACAAUGGCCUGAAAGUAGAGUAUCCUACAUUGGACAAGCUGAGGCCGGCUGGAAUAAUAAACAUGGGACAGAUGUUUUCAGACUAAAGGACAAACGGACAGAGCUCCUCGCCUCUGAUGGACCUUCAAAACUGAUCUCUGACGUAAUCACCUGGCUGUGAUGGACAGAAACGACUGAGCAAGGUAGCGCUGAACAGGGAUUUCUUUACUUUUUUUCCCCACAGGGAUCUAUCAAAUCUGUUUGUGUUCUUCCAUUUUAUUCUAUUUUCUUUUAUUCUU
Molecule: messenger RNA, 2985 nt
Organism: Anoplopoma fimbria (sablefish)
Lineage: Eukaryota; Metazoa; Chordata; Actinopteri; Perciformes; Anoplopomatidae
Gene: lin54
Product: lin-54 DREAM MuvB core complex component
Exons: 14
Coding region: 128-2563 (811 amino acids)
Biological process (GO): regulation of DNA-templated transcription
Cellular component (GO): nucleus
Source: RefSeq, a predicted model, not a curated record